UCUAACCGAUUUUUUCACUAACUGUCUCUCUAAAAUUACUCUGUAAACUCUUUCUCCAUCGAUUCUUUUCACUUUGGUUGAGGACAAAUCGUUUCCAGAAUCUAAAAGCAAAUCAUUUCCAGAAUCAUUUGAAAGAGGUUCAUAAUCCAGUUAAUGUCGUAGAUGUCGUAAAUGUCCAAUUUUUACUUGAUAUUUCUUGGGGACCUAAUCAUAGAGUUAGAAUAAUGUCUAAGUACUUCAUCAAUGGGUACAAAUUUCAUACAGAAGAAUGGUCCAAAGGCAAGAAAACCAAUAAUAGUGGGGUGUGGGUGAAAGGUGAGGGGGAUAUUGAUUAUUAUGGUGUGCUUCAAGAGAUUAUAGAACUCGAUUAUGUUGUUGGUUGGCCAAAGAAAAAGCUAGUGAUCUUUCGGUGCAAGUGGUAUGAUCCUGAUUCUAGUGGUACAAAGGUGCAUCCUCAAUACAAAAUAAUUGAAAUUAAUCACACGAGGCAAUAUCGUUUCUAUGAUCCAUUUAUCAUUGCACAAAAUGUGAAACAAGUGUAUUACGUUCCUUAUCCUUUGUGCAAGAAUAAAUCUUUGUGGCGUGUAGUUAUAAAAACAAAGCCCGUGGGGAGAGUGGAGGUUGAGGAUGCAUUGGAUGUAGCGUAUCAAAAUGAUAUACCAAGUGUUGAAGCAAUGGUGGAUGACGAAUUAGCAGGUGAAUUGCAGCAUAGUGAAGGCAUCUAUGAAGAAUUUGAUGCUACCAUCCUUCAAUCAGAUUUGAAUAAUUAUGGGGAAGGAACAUCCAGAGCUAACGAGGACGAAUCCCAAACUGAUGAAUAUAAAACAAGUGAUGAGGAAUUACUUGAAGAAAAUGAAAUAAGUGAUGAGGAAGAAUUUGAUAGUGAUUAUGAAUCUAAUGAAGAAGAUUGACUUGUUUGAUUUUUUUUUUCUGAUUGAGCAUUCCUAUAUUGGAAGUGCUUCUGUUUUAUCAUGAUAUGGCUGUGUAAGCUUUAGAUUUUUUCUUCUUGUGGUUAUAACACUAUGUUCAUUUAAGGUCAUGAUUGUCAGUUUCUUGGCUAUUCUUGUUGGACUCAUUAUGCAGCCUUGUCUAGUUUAUUGUGACAAAAAGAAAUGGUUAAGUUUCUCUAUUAGCUCUGAUCUUGUGGAACUACAGACCAAUUAUCAUUAGGUUGUUGAGGCUUAAAGUGAUUAGACUCAUUUUAGCUUAAGAAUG
Molecule: messenger RNA, 1215 nt
Organism: Solanum stenotomum
Lineage: Eukaryota; Viridiplantae; Streptophyta; Magnoliopsida; Solanales; Solanaceae
Exons: 2
Coding region: 225-911 (228 amino acids)
Source: RefSeq, a predicted model, not a curated record